Aphidius gifuensis is the source of this 1473-nucleotide messenger RNA. RefSeq names its product phosphatidylinositol N-acetylglucosaminyltransferase subunit A (gene PIG-A). Gene Ontology annotation, biological process: GPI anchor biosynthetic process. Bases 1 to 1251 code for a protein of 416 amino acids. NCBI's taxonomy places the organism in Eukaryota, Metazoa, Arthropoda, Insecta, Hymenoptera, Braconidae. Gene Ontology annotation, cellular component: glycosylphosphatidylinositol-N-acetylglucosaminyltransferase (GPI-GnT) complex. The transcript is spliced from 2 exons. Gene Ontology annotation, molecular function: phosphatidylinositol N-acetylglucosaminyltransferase activity. The record is from RefSeq and is a predicted model, not a curated record.
AUGCUUAAUCAUGAAAUGAUACAAUUGUUUGACUAUAAAAAAGGUGAAGAAAAAAAUUCUUAUCAAUUGAUUGACAAAAGAUUAACUUGCGUUUAUUAUCUACCAAUAAAAGUUUUUUAUAAUCAAUGUGUUCUUCCAACAAUGAUGUGUUCCAUUCCAUUGAUAAGAUAUAUAUUUAUUCGUGAAAAAAUUGAAAUAAUUCAUGGUCAUUCAGCUUUCUCAGCUCUUGCUCAUGAAGGAAUGCUUGUUGGUCGUUUAAUGGGCUUGAAAACAGUAUUUACAGAUCAUUCAUUAUUUGGUUUUGCUGAUGCAUCAGCAGUAUUAACAAAUAAAUGUUUAGAAAUAUCACUUGCUGAUUGUAAUCAUUGUAUAUGUGUAUCACAUACUGGAAAAGAAAAUACUGUAUUACGUGCUAAAGUUAAAAAAGAACGUGUGUCUGUUAUACCAAAUGCUGUUGAUACAACAUUAUUUACACCAGAUAUUAGUAAAAGAAAUAAAAAUAAUAAUAUAACAAUUGUUGUUGUAUCAAGAUUAGUUUAUCGUAAAGGUGUUGAUUUAUUAGCACGUAUUAUACCAAUAAUAUGUCAACGUUUUGAUAAUGUACAAUUUUUAAUUGGUGGUGAUGGACCAAAACGUUGGCUUAUUGAAGAAAUAAGAGAAAGAAAUUUAUUACAACAUCGUGUUACAUUACUUGGUAGUUUAGAACAUUCACAAGUACGUCAUGUAUUAAAUAAAGGACAUAUAUUUUUAAAUACAAGUUUAACUGAAGCAUAUUGUAUGGCUAUUGUUGAAGCAGCAUCAUGUGGUUUACAAGUUGUAUCAACAAAAGUUGGUGGUAUACCAGAAGUAUUACCACCAGAAUUAAUUUAUCUUGUUGAGCCAAAUGUUGAAGCAUUAAUUGAUGGUUUAGAAAAUGCAAUUAAUGAUUUUACUUGUGAUAAUAUUAUAUCACCAAUUGAUGUACAUAAAAAAGUUGUAUCAUUUUAUAAUUGGUUUGAUGUUACUAAAAGAACUGAAAUUGUUUAUGAUGCUGUACAAAGAGAGGAUAAAAAAAUACUUGGCAUGCAACUUAAUAGUUAUUUAUCAAGUGGUGUUUUACCAUAUUUACUUGUUGUAUCAUUUUGUUUUAUUAUUUUAAUGCUGCUGGAAUAUUUUGUUCCAAGAAAGUACAUUGAUAUUGCCAAAGAUUACAACAAAACCAAAUGUCGACCAAUUACCACCAAAAAACAAGACCUAGAGCUACAAAGAUGAAAGCAAUCAUUUUUCAAUAUACAUUUUACUAUUAUUGAAAACUGUUAAUUAAUUUAAUUGUUGCUUCAUUAGAAAAUUUUACGUGCUGCUAUGUUUAUUUUGAAUUUAUUAUUGAAAAUGUUAAAAAAAUAAAAAUAAAAGAAAGACAAUAAGCUUUUUAAAAACAGUAUUUCCAUGAUUCAUUUUCAAGUGAAUCAAUCAGUCAAUAAUUAUGUAUACAAA